AAACCUAGUUUAAGUUGGCUACCUUUUCCUCCUUAAUUUAAAAGGGAUUUCUUUGAUAUUGUUAGAGUUUAUUGUAGGACAAAUCUCGGAAAAGGAAAAAAAAUAAGACUUCCUUUUUGGGCUCCUCCUUCUAUUAAUUUACAACAAAGAACUUUAAAUGAGAAAAUAUAUAAAUUAUCACAUGAAUUUAUGGAGAUUAAUUGGGAAAAAGAUAAACCUAAUACAAAUGUUUGGGAUAAUCAACUUUAUGUAGAAGAGAGAUAAAAAAUACUUAUGAAAUUCGAAGAGGCUCAAAAUUGUACUUUUAAUCCAUGUGUAGGCUAUAGAAUGUCCAAAAGAAGAAAAGCUGUAUUUGAUUAAGUCAGAAAAGAACUUUCCAGUAAUAUCGCUUUUUUGGAAAAACCAGGUGGAUUUGAUGAAGCUGUUAAAAAAAUGGGUGAUAAUUUCUAAUCGAAGUUUCCUUGGCUAUUCAAAAAAGGGAUAAUUAAAAAAUGUUGGUUUUUAAUUUAAAAUGAAUAGUUUGCAGAUGCUUAUUCCGCUUUAUGCGAUAGAUUUCAUAUAAAAUGCAUUAUUUAACAUUUUAAUCCUAAUGUAACUAAAUUUCUUCAGGAUGAUCCUACUUCUAUGUUUAGUUUUGAGAAAAUGGGAAAAAAGGAAUUAUAAGAAGAAAAGCUUCCUAAAGAAAAUUUCGAUAACCCUAAAAAUAAGGAACUUUUACAAGAAGUUUUUUAAUAACUGAUGUAUAUGGAAGCAUAUGAAAGAGAUAUUAUUAAAAAAAUUCAUUUGUUUGAAUAAAGAUUACCUGAAGAUAAAAAAAAUAUUAUUACUUAAUAUAAAAUUAAAAUGAAGAAAGCUUCUUAAUAAGAAAUCAAUAAUUAAGAAAAUUAGUAAAAGGAUUAGAAAGAAGAAAAAAGACAAUAACUUGAAAAUAUGCUUAAAUAAUCUUAAGAUUAAUAAUAAAGCAAAAAAUAAAAAAGUUUGCACAAAAAGAAUUAAGUAAAAAAAUUAUUAAAAAGUAAUAUACGAAAUUAAAAAUAUUAAACUAUAUAGUAAGAAUUAGAAUCUCAAAGUAAAUUUUCAACAAGUAAAUUCUCAAACAUUACAGUUUCAACAUAUGCAUCUCGAAGAGAAUUAGUAAAAAGCAUAAUGUGUCCAUUAGGGAAUAAAUGUCCAGGUAUAGUAGGACCAAGAUGGCAUAUAAGUAAUGUUAAAACAUGUGUUCCAAUAGGAGCUAAUUGCCCGUUUGCCCAUACUAUAUAAGAAUUGAAAUUUUAAAAAGAAAUAGAAUCAAAAAAGCAAAUAUUGUUCAAAUUUUUAAUGACUGUUGCUUAAAAGGGAAUGUAAUAACCAAAAUAAAAAGCUUGGAAUCCUGCAGGAAAUAAAUUUUAAUUAUGUUUAGGCUGUAGUUAAAAAACUGCUUGUUCUGAAUGCAAAUUCAGAACAAAAAAUAAAGACAUUAUUUUAUAAUUGAGUAAGUUUACUAAAAUUUCAAAUCAGAAAAUCUUCUAAAGAAAAUCUUUUAAAGAAAAAUAAAUAAAUAAAUAGAUUGCAUGCGAUUCUUUGAAUUUUAAAUUAGGCUGUUUAUAAAAAGCGGCUAUAUUUUACAAAUUAUAAAGAUACAAUGAAGCUUUUGAUGUAAUUAGUAAAGCAAUAGAUGUAGUACAAAAUGAAGUAGAAAAAGAAAUACAUGAUAGUGAAAAACUAUAAGAAAAAUGGAAAAAGCAAUUACAACUAGAAUCUUAUGGAAAUGAAAUAACUGCUGAUACAAUAUUAUUAGCUUAAACAUAAAAAAGUGAAGAAAAAACAGAAGUUUAAAAACUUCAUUUAUAUGGUAUAAAAACAGGGUUAAUAGGUUAAAAGAAACAUAGCGCUAAUGAAUUUAUAAACUAUUAAAUCGAAGAAAUGUAUAAGAAAAUAGAACUAAAAUUAAAUCACGGUGAUUCAAAUGUUAAUUUAAUGAAAAAGAAAAUCGGAGAGCUCGAAGAACUUUAAGAAAUGGUUGAGUAAAGGGAUGCUAAUUAAGAUUUUGGUGAUGAAAUUUAACCUGUAGAUAUAAAUAUAGACAUCGAAAAUAUGGAUAAAGAAGAAGUUGAAGACAAAUUAAGAGAAAAAAGGUUAAAAAUAACUCUAAACAAGGCGAAAACGAAGAUGUGUCCGACUUUAAAAACAUCUGGAAGAUGUCCUAGAGGCAAAAAUUGUAGAUAUGCGCAUUCUGCGAAUGAACUUUUAUUAGUCCGUCCUGAAAAACUAAUAAAAAAUUUAAAAAAUGCAAUAGUAGAAUGUGAAAAAAUUAAACUUUUUAAAUUCUGGAAUCCUUCAGGAGACUAAUUUGAGCCUUGUUAUGGACGCGGAUUAUGUAAUUUCUGUAAAAUGGAAGAAACCAAUAAAGAAAUAUUUAAUUUAUUUAGAUUAGCUUCUAAAAAAACAAACGAAAAAAUCAGAAAAAAAGAAAAUUAUUUAUCUAAAGUUAAAUAAAAAAAAAAAAGACAUGUUAUUUCAGAUAAAAAAAAACAUCUUUUAAAUAAAACUAAUAUUUUAUUAAUUUAAGGAUAACAUAAUAAGGCUUUCGAAAUUAUUUUAAAUGCAGUUAAAUUAGUUGAUGUUAAUUAUAAAAAAGAUGACUAAUUAAAUUAUUAAAUAGAAUAAACAUAUCUUAGUAUAAAAAAAUAUCUAGAAACCAAAUAUAAAGACCUUGUUUAUUUACAUUUUAAUAUUGAUGAGCAAUAAAAACUACUUGAAUAAGCUGAAAUUGUUGAUAAAAUUGAUAGAAUUGAUAUAGCUGAAAAAACCGAAAAACAAAAUGAAGUUAAAAAAACGAAAAGUUCUUAUAUUUAACAGUAAUAUAGAAGAAGCAAAUAAGGUAAUAAACAAAGUAUCUGA
Messenger RNA from Ichthyophthirius multifiliis, 2880 nucleotides. RefSeq lists its product as hypothetical. The record is from RefSeq and is a predicted model, not a curated record. The transcript is spliced from 10 exons. Gene Ontology annotation, molecular function: metal ion binding. NCBI's taxonomy places the organism in Eukaryota, Ciliophora, Oligohymenophorea, Hymenostomatida.